CUGGCUAUUUACGCAUAGAUCAGAUCAUUGAUCAAGAGACGGUAGCAAAGGCUGGCCCUCAACUGUGGGACAACAUCUGGAACAAGAUCAAGAGCCUCCCAUUCAUAUUGACACAAUAUAUGACAGGCCCUCAAAUACAACCAAGGAGUUGUGGACCAUGUCAUCAAUACCAGGGAAACGAUACGGUAAGAAGAAGGACGUAAUUAUUUUGACAAGCAGGCGCACAAUGGGGCCUGCUGAGGCUGUGGCAUACACGCUAAAGAAACUUAAGCGAGCCAUUAUAGUGGGAGAACGAUCAGCUGGUGGGUCAGUAAAAGUCCAAAAGAUCAGAAUUGCUCAGUCAGACUUCUACAUAACAGUUCCUGUGGCAAGAUCCAUUAAUCCAAUCACAGGCCAGAGCUGGGAAGUGAGUGGUGUUUCGCCAACAAUCAAUGUAAUGGCAAAGGAAGCUGUCUCAAAGGCCAAAUCCCUUCUGGCUCUGAGGUAUGCCAUUCCAAAGGUUGUGCAAAUUAUCUCGAACAUAAUGAGAGAUACAUAUGCUUUCAGUGACAGAGUUUCAACACUUAUGCAACAUUUGCAAUCAACAGACUUAUUAUCUGUAGCAUCAGAGAAGGACUUAGCUGUAAGACUCAACCAGAACCUUCAGACUGCGUCUGAAGAUCCUCGAUUAAUUAUCAGAUACAUGCAAGAUGAUGAUGCUGGUAUAGAACCGGACCAUGAGCUUUAUACAAUACCAGAUAAUACGGAAUUAUUAAAGGCAUACGUUAACAGAGUAUUUAAAGUGGAAGUUCUUCCAGGUAAUACUGGGUAUCUUCGUUUUGAUGAGUUAGCAGAGACUUCUGCUGUACCUGAACUGGAAAAGCUCAUGGCUCAAAAGAUAUGGGAACCCCUCAAGGACACUGAUAAUUUGAUCAUUGAUCUACGAUACAACACACGUGGAUCCUCUAAUUCUUUGACACUUAUACUGUCUUAUCUGUGCGACUGCUCCCAGAAACAGAACUUCUUCACAAUAAAUGACCGAAUUAAGAACACAACAACAGAACACAAAUCUCUUUUGAAGACUUCAGGACCAGUUUACAACUCCAAACAUGGAAUUUAUGUGCUAGCAAGUUACCACACUGCAAGCACUGGGGAAGAGCUUGCUUACUUGAUACAGUCCUUGAGCUGUGGCACAGUCAUUGGGGAAAUUACAUCUGGCAACCUCAUGCACUCAAAGACAUUUGAGAUAGAAGGGACAGACAUUGCCAUAACCGUCCCUUUUAUAAACUUUAUAGACAACAAUGGGGAAUACUGGCUGGGAGGUGGUGUUGUCCCUGAUGCCAUUGUACUGGCAGAGGAAGCUUUGGACCGUGUUUAUGAAGUUAUGGAGUUUCACAAGGGACUCAGGACACUAAUUGCAGGACUUGGGGAACUGUUGGAGCAACACUAUGCAAUUGAAGAAGUAGCAAUAAACGUCAGCCAGGUGCUGUUAACUAAAUGGAGGGAGGGGCUGUAUCGACCAGUGGUCGACUUUGAAUCUUUGGCGUCUCAACUGACAACGGAUCUCCAGGAGAGCUCAGGCGAUCACCGCAUUCAUGUCUUCCACUGCGAUGUUGAACCUGAGUCACCUCAUGACAUCCCGAAGAUGCCCUCACCAGAAGAGUUUGGAUACAUAGCUGAAUCUUUGUUUAAAACUGAGGUUUUGCCGGGUAACACUGGUUAUCUGCGCUUUGACAUGAUGUUGGACAUAGAAGUGGUAAAAGGAGUUGGACCACAGCUCCUAAAUUCAGUGUGGAAGAAGAUGGUGAACACCGAAGCCCUCAUAAUUGAUAUGAGAUACAACACCGGUGGUUACUCCACAGCGGUUCCCCUCUUCUGCACGUAUUUCUUUGAUGCUGAACCACCAAAGCAUCUCUACACCAUUUAUGACCGUGCAACAAACACCUUUACUAAAGUCAUGACAUUUUCUCACAUUAGGGGUCAAAGAUAUGGAUCUUCAAAGGACCUUUUCAUCCUGACAAGUCAUAUGACGGGCUCAUCAGCUGAAUUAUUUGCUCGCGCCAUGAGUGACCUUAAUCGAGCUACGGUUAUUGGAGAGCCAACAACCGGAGGGUCUUUGUCCAGUGGGACCUAUCAGAUUGGGGACAGUGUACUGUACGCCUCCAUUCCCAACCAAAUUAUUUUAAGUCCCACAACUGGGAAAGUGUGGAGCUUUCUGGGAGUGGAGCCACAUGUUUCCACCCAGGUCACUAAAGCUCUUUCAGUAGCACAGACAAUUAUAGCAGCGAGACUCAAAAAGAAAGAGCAAGAACAAUGAAAAAGGUAUCCACUUUUAGAAGACGUUUAUUACACACACAGAAGUUUUAAUUUUGAAAGCAUUUCACGUAGAUUAUUGCUAAAAUAAUUGACAAAGGAUGAUGCUUAACAAUACUACUAUAUUACUGUGUCCUCAUAUCAAGAAUUAUUGUGAAUCAUCAGAUAAUGUUUUCAAAGCAUUUGUUUAUGGCAGCAUCAUAAAUGUCAAAUAUUGGAAACUGCUUGUUCUUUGAUCUGAUCUUGUCAUGUUGAACCCUUUGUAAGUCUAUUGUUCAUAUAACUUUAUUGUAAUAUUCAGUAAUGAAGCAUAAGUAACACAGGUCAAUAGCACUGUAAAUUGACAAUUACGUCCUAUCAUAUGAGAUUACAUACUUGAAAAGGUGGAAGUAAAGUAAAUAAACAUAAAAAGGAAAGAAGACCGUGAAUUCCAGCAAUAUAAAGCACAUAAGAAGAGGUAGUUGGCUUAAAACCAUAGGAAAAUAAUAAUUUUGGUACUUUUCAUGAGGUUUAUGGCAUCUGUGUUUUGAGUCCUUCUGAAAAGAUUUUUAUGAUUGAGAUUGUGGUUAAAUUAGAAGGAUUUUCAUCUUUGUAUGUGAAAUUUGCCCAUCCACAUUAAAAGUCUGGUUAUGUGAGUUAUUGGUUUAUUUUUCAGUUCAUAUAUGCUUAUUACAUUUUCAGUGACAAUCAUCACUUUGUGUCAACUUUUGGUCAAACGGAAAUGUUCCACAUUAUCCCAAAGUAAAUGAAUAAAAGAAGUGUGGUUUCAUCAUCAGGUACAAAAAAAAACAUGUAUUAUAUGUGUACAUAUAAAUAAAUUAGUUUGAUUUUAUUUGACAUGUAAAACCGCUGAUAAUUUAUCCCGACUUUUCACUAAUUAAUAUUAGUGAUAAUUUAGUUAGAGUGACAUGUUCCUCUGGUUUUUGGGAGGCUUUCCCUUUUACUUUUGCUCAUUUAUUUACUUUUUGUUAUGUGAAUUCCCCUAGUUAUCAGUGCCUGUGGUUGGGCCUCCAGUAUUUCACUGGCUAAAUGUAAUUUCCUGAGUUAACUUGGUUAAGUUAAUGUUUUUACUUCUGUUCAGAGAAAGUUAUUUUGUGCUCAAAUGUCCAGAAGAGGGAGCUCUUAUCAAGCAAACCUGUGGUUUCUGUUCACCUCAACUCUACUAUGUUACUGCAAAUAAAUGUGUAAAAUGAAUCAAACAGUAA
This is a messenger RNA of Poecilia reticulata (guppy), 3497 nucleotides long. The record is from RefSeq and is a predicted model, not a curated record. Lineage: Eukaryota; Metazoa; Chordata; Actinopteri; Cyprinodontiformes; Poeciliidae.